Molecule: messenger RNA, 2616 nt
Organism: Glycine soja
Lineage: Eukaryota; Viridiplantae; Streptophyta; Magnoliopsida; Fabales; Fabaceae
Product: flocculation protein FLO11-like
Exons: 5
Coding region: 381-2138 (585 amino acids)
Biological process (GO): cortical microtubule organization
Cellular component (GO): cortical microtubule
Source: RefSeq, a predicted model, not a curated record
AAAGCAGCACAACAUAAGGGACAAGGGAACCUCGAUCCCAUGCCAUGUGCGGAUGGGGCAUUAUUAUUUCACUUUGUAAAUAGUAAGUGUGUCUCUCAAACAAAGAUGAGAUCUUUGGUGUUGGAUUUUUGACGAAUGAAAUAAUAGUAUUAUGGAGAAGAAGAAGGAAGAAGGAGGGAAAGUGGGGCUGAGAAAGAAGCCAUGUGGGUGUGUGUGAUUUUUUUAGUUCUCUCUGACACCACCCCAUCUAAUCUUAACACACAAUGAGAGCACAACAUGGAAGAAAAGCACUUGAGAUAGAUCUAAACAUGGAACAUGAAACAUGAGAGAGUGAGUGGUGUUGUUUUUGUGUGAUGCAGUUGUUUUAGAUCUUGUUGAGAAUGAUGAGUGGUAGGAAUGUGAGAGAGUCUCUAUUGGGAUCCCUCAACCAUCACCGUAGAGGGCAUAGUUUUAAUGGGGUGGCCAACAACAACCACCACCACGAUGACAACCUCGAUCUUUUCUCCGACAACCGUCGCUCCCUCGCUCUUGCUGCUUCUUCUGAUGACUCUUCAGAUGUUUCGGUGAAACUGGGGAGGCUCUCAGUUGGAACAGCGAAACCGGUUAGAAGUGGGAUUGAUGAUCUGUUAUCAUCUACAGAAGGAGGGAAGCAUGAUUAUGACUGGCUUCUCACUCCCCCGGGGACCCCUGUUUUUCCAUCAGAAGGAGAAACCCAAACAACCUUAGCUCCUCCAAGGAGAAGUUUGACUAGAUCAACAUCUACCUCUAAGGCCUCAAGGCUUGCAGUCUCACAAUCAGAGAACAAUCCCCCCUCUAGACCAGCAAGAAGCAGUUCAGUAACUCGCUCUUCCAUUUCCACUUCACACUCACAGUACAGCUCCUAUUCUUCAAACAGACACUCAUCUUCAAUCCUCAACACAAGUUCAGCCUCAGUUUCAUCUUACAUUAGACCAUCUUCCCCCGUAACUCACUCUUCAUCUGCAGCAAGGCCUUCCACUCCCUCGUCUCGCCCCACAGCAUCGCGGUCCUCAACACCCUCCAAACCGCGUUCAGUUUCCACCAACUCUACUGCUGAAAAGAAUAGACCAUCAUCACAAGGCUCAAGACCUUCCACUCCUAGUUCUAGGCCUCACAUUCCUGCGAACUUGCAUUCUCCAUCUGCUUCAUCAACUCGAUCACUGUCUCGGCCUUCUACUCCCACACGUAGGAGCUCAAUGCCAUCUUUAUCUCCAUCACCUUCCCCUACAACAGGUUCUUUAACUUCAGCAGGCCGUGUUUCAUCGAAUGGACGCAGUUCAGCACCUGCAUCAAGGCCAAGCUCACCAAGCCCGCGAGUUAGGCCUCCACCUCAGCCAAUUGUUCCACCUGAUUUCCCACUUGAAACACCACCAAACCUGAGAACAACAUUGCCUGAUAGGCCGGUUUCUGCAGGUCGAUCACGUCCUGGUGGUGUCACUAUGAAGGCAAAUGUUUCUGAAACUCAAGCCUCCCCAGUUACUAUGCCAAGGAGGCAUUCAUCUCCUAUUGUUAGUAGGGGGAGAGUGACAGAACCUGCAGCAAAAACCCGUGGCUAUUCCAAUGGCCAUCAUGCUGAUGCUUCUGAGCCUAGAAAAGUCUCACAUGCUCCUGAGGUGGCUGCAAGGAAAUCUAUUAGGUCCUCAACUACUGCUCCUGACAACACUGGAUUUGGGAGGACUAUCUCAAAGAAAUCCUUGGAUAUGGCUAUUAAGCACAUGGAUAUAAGGAACAGCUCAGGAAAUAUUCGUUCACUAUCAAGCACCACACUCUUUCCUCAAAGUAUUAGAACUUCCACUUCCAAAUCUCAUCGAGUCUCGAGUGCUCCAGCAUCUGUUGACAUGAAUGGAAGCAUGAUAAGCAGUAAAAAUGGAGCCAAUUUUGAUGUGGGAAAUGGUAUUGAUAGGAAUAUGAUGAUGAAAGGAAGAGAUGCAGAUGAAAGACAAUAUUCUGCAAAACUGAGCGAAGUGGACAUCUAUGAGAGUUCUCGUUAUGAUGCACUAUUGUUUAAAGAAGAUUUGAAGAACACAAACUGGCUGCAUGGUGCUGAUGAUAAGUGUGAUCAAGGCCCCAUAUUUGAUAAUGGAUUUGAGCACCUUCCUGAACCUUUUGGCCUCUUAUAACAAUAUCUAUAGAGGUUCUUCCCAGUGCAUUUGUAACAUGCUAUUUUAUGUUCUAAUUAUUAUCUCAAUUUUUUGAAAGAAUGGGAUGUUUCAACUUAUAUAGCUCCAAGGUAAAGAAGUGAAGAUGCAUUCAUAUGUUUUCUGCAAUCUGCUGAGAAAUCAGUGGAUUCAACUUUGAUCUUAAAGCUAUACAAACAAUGCAGGAAAAAAUUACAUGACAGAGGUCCAACUUUCUUUGGGAGAAUGAGAAUUUUCAUAAAUGAGUGAGUUGCAUACCAUGUAUGCGUUUGUCAAAAGGCAAAUGUACUGUGAGUACAUAGAGAUGAACGGGAUGUGAUGUCAUAUGCAAACACUAUGGUUGAGUGUUAUUUCCCACUUGGCAAUGAACACUAUAGUUGAGUUGAGUUGUAUUUCUACAUUUUUGUGCUCUUUACUUAACCCAUGUACAAUAGUCAAAUUUUGAUAAAUUCUUUAAAAA